Messenger RNA from Caenorhabditis auriculariae, 1300 nucleotides. Lineage: Eukaryota; Metazoa; Nematoda; Chromadorea; Rhabditida; Rhabditidae. The record is from the annotation of a GenBank genome assembly.
AUGGCACAGGACAAGAAAUCUUUCAACGCGAGAAAAUUCUUCAUCGACUUGGCCUCAGGAGGUAUUUCACUUGCUUUAUAUAACUUUCUAGAGCUUUCAAUUCAAUUUUUCGGAAAAAAUUAUUUUAUAACUUCAGUUUUAAUUUUGGAUAUACGCUCAAUACAUGAAAAAAACUUAUUCAGCGUGUUCAAAAUCCUUUAAUUGAGAAAGCUAAAGUUUAAAAAAAGCUCCGAGGGAACAUUGGGAACAUUUCGUGUUUUUCUUACUGAUAAUUUGUAGGUACCGCUGCUGCCAUUUCGAAAACCGCUGUCGCUCCGAUCGAACGUGUGAAGCUUCUCCUUCAAGUACAUUUUUGACCAAAUUUGCUGUUACUAAAUAAUUUUCGACAGGUCCAAGAUGCUUCCAAGACUAUCGCCGUUGACAAGCGAUACAAGGGAAUCAUGGACGUCCUCACUCGUGUUCCCAAGGAGCAGGGCUUCACCGCCCUGUGGCGUGGAAACUUGGCCAACGUCAUCCGAUACUUCCCUACGCAAGCGUUGAACUUCGCUUUCAAGGAUACAUACAAGAAGGUGUUCUUGGAAGGUCUCGACAAGAAGAAGGAUUUCUGGAAGUGAUUCAAUCAUUUUUGGACUAGACUGAUAUUUGUGUUAUAGGUUCUUCGCUGGUAACCUUGCCUCCGGUGGUGCUGCUGGAGCUACCUCUCUCUGCUUUGUCUACCCGUUGGACUUCGCCAGAACGCGUCUUGCCGCUGAUGUUGGAAAGGGUGCCGAUCGUGAAUUCAAGGGUUUGGCUGACUGCCUGAUCAAGAUCGUCAAGUCUGAUGGCCCAAUCGGCCUCUACAGGUAACCUUUUUUUUAUCUUCUAGUAAAUGCAUUCUGUUUACAGAGGAUUCUUCGUAUCUGUGCAGGGUAUCAUUAUCUACCGUGCUGCUUACUUCGGUAUGUUCGACACGGCUAAGAUGGUCUUCGCUUCCGAGAAGCAGUUGAACUUCUUCGCUGCUUGGGGUAUCGCUCAAGUUGUCACCGUUGGUUCUGGAAUCCUGUCCUACCCAUGGGACACUGUUCGUCGUCGUAUGAUGAUGCAGUCUGGCCGAAAAGAGAUUCUCUACAAGAACACCCUCGACUGCGCCAAGAAAAUCAUUGCCAACGAAGGAAUUUCCGCUAUGUUCAAGGUUAAUCAAUUUUUGAAGAAAAAAUUUUAAAAAUUUUUUAAAUUUAAGGGAGCUCUCUCCAACGUGUUCCGUGGAACUGGUGGUGCCCUCGUUUUGGCCAUCUACGACGAAAUCCAGAAGUUCAUUUAA